Messenger RNA from Caenorhabditis bovis, 1635 nucleotides. Lineage: Eukaryota; Metazoa; Nematoda; Chromadorea; Rhabditida; Rhabditidae. The record is from the annotation of a GenBank genome assembly.
AUGCCGCAUCGUUCGACGUAUCCGCCGGUGAGAAUCGCCGAGAAGCCUUAUCAUGAGCUCAUUCUGAAUUCCAUCGAUCAAACCAUCGCCAGCGGCAAAAACAAAAUCGCAUUUAUCAGCGGCGACAAUCCGAACGCGACAUUGACGUAUGAGCAACUCCGUCAUGACGUCUACGCGAUCGCCACCUACCUGCACUCGAUUGGAUUCAAACGCGACGUCGCCGCCAUCGUUCUGCCCAACGUCUUCCACUACGCCUCGUUCUUUUUGGCGUGCGCGCUCAACGGCGGCUCGAUUUCGGGCGCCAGCGCUCUAUUCACCGAUUUCGAGCUUCAACGCCAAUUCGUCGACUCGCGCUCGAAAGUCGUGCUCACCUAUGAGGACUUUCUGCCGAAGGUGCUGCUCGCCGUCAAACAGUGUCCGCUGAUCGAGAAGAUCAUUGUGAUACCGCGAGCGGCCGGCUCGUCGCUGCCGUCGGGCGUCGUCAAUUGGAACGACGUGGUGUCGACGAAGAUCACCGUCGUUCCGCACGCGAGCAUCGACGUCCACAAGGACAUGAUCAUGCUUCCGUAUUCGAGCGGAACGACCGGAUCGCCGAAAGGCGUCAUGAUCUCGCACUACAAUAUGACGGCGAUGAUCUCGAUGUAUCUCAGCAUCGAUGAGAAGCACAUUCUGAGUGUUCUCGAUCCGAAUUGGGAUAGCUAUCGCGAGAAGGCCCUUCUAUUCCUGCCAUUCUACCAUUGCUACGGCUUCGGAUUGCUCAACCAUUGCCUUCUCAAGGGUAUGACCGGCGUCGUGAUGAGCCAUUUCGAGCCGACCAACUUCCUCGGCGCAAUUCAAAAGUACCGAAUUCGAAUGUUGGCGCUCGUGCCGCCAAUUAUGGUGUUUCUCGCCAAACACCCGAUAUGCGCCAAAUUCGACAUCUCGUCGGUGCAGUUGAUAAUGGCCGGCGCGGCGCCGGCGGGAAAAGAUUUGAUCGAGGAGCUGAAGCGGAAGUAUCCGAACAUCAAGCACAUUCAGCAGGGAUAUGGUAUGACCGAGUUGACGAUGGCCAGCCAUCUUCCCGAUCUUCGCAACAAUCAGCCGUAUGGAUCGGUGGGAAAGUUGGCGCCAAAUUUGGUCAUGAAGAUCGUCGAUCUCACUACGGGCCACGAGGUCCCGGCGGGAAAGCGCGGCGAGAUUUGCGUACAAGGUCCGACCGUCAUGCUGGGCUAUCUGGGACGACCGGAAGCCACCGCCAGCACGAUUGUCGACGGCUGGCUUCACACCGGUGACAUUGGAUAUCUUGACGACGAGGGUCAGCUGUUCAUCGUCGAUCGUUUGAAGGAGUUGAUCAAAGUGAAGGGCCUUCAAGUGCCGCCGGCCGAGUUGGAGGACCUUCUCCUCUCGCAUCCGAAGGUCAGAGAUUGUGCGGUCAUCGGAAUUCCCGACGCGAAGGCCGGCGAGCUUCCGAAAGCGUUUGUGGUGCGAGCGGACGAGUCGCUGAGCGAGCAGGAGGUCAAAGACUUUGUCAAAGACAAAGUUUCGGCUUAUAAGCAGCUCGCCGGCGGUGUCGAAUUCAUCGAAGAGAUUCCGAAAUCGGCAGCGGGAAAAAUUUUGCGUCGAUUCUUGAGAGAUAAAUCGACAUCGAAACUUUAA